Molecule: messenger RNA, 474 nt
Organism: Drechmeria coniospora
Lineage: Eukaryota; Fungi; Ascomycota; Sordariomycetes; Hypocreales; Ophiocordycipitaceae
Exons: 2
Coding region: 1-474 (157 amino acids)
Source: RefSeq, a predicted model, not a curated record
AUGACCAUGGUCAAGGCGACGGAUGCCGCGGCACGCAAAUUCUUUGCCACGCCCGCGUUCGCCGUGGUGGGAGCCAGCUCCAACCCGGCCAAGUUCGGUCACAAAGUCUACGCAUGGUAUCUCCAUCACAAACUCGACGUGACGCCCAUCAACCCGGGCUCGUCUCAUGUGACGGUAGGGACCGAAGAGUACCCGACGCUUCCGAACCUGUCGGCCCUGCCGAACCCCGAGAAGACGGCGGUGUCCAUCAUCACCCACCCAGCAGUCACCCUCGGCGUCCUGGAGGAGGCGAAGAAGGUCGGCGUCCGGUCGCUCUGGAUGCAGCCGGGCACGUUUGACGAAGCCGUCCUCGAGGUGGCGCUGGCCGAUGGCGCCUUCGACUCCGUCGUUUACGGGGAUGGCGGACGGGGGACCGAGGGUUGGUGCGUCCUCGUCGACGGCGAGAGAGCGUUGAAGGAUGCGGGGAGGCUGUGA